UAUAAGGUGGAAUUGUAUGAUCCAAGAUCGGGUGGUUUCAUGCCGUCGACGCCUGGUAUCGGCAUGCACGUUGAAGUCCGUGACCCUAAUGACCACAUUGUGCUGUCCAGGGUGUACUCUUCAGAAGGCAUGAUCUCCUUUACCUCCACGAUACCUGGGGAACACGUAAUUUGCAUGUACUCUAACAGUACUUCAUGGUUUAGUGGAUCACAGCUCAGGGUCCACCUUGACAUCCAAGUGGGCGAGCAUGCAGUGGACUAUGCUAAUGUAGCCGAGAAAGACAAGCUGAAUGAACUCCAACAGAGAAUCAGACAGCUGUUGAACCAAGUCCAUCAGAUCACUAAGGAACAGAGCUAUCAGAGGCAUCGAGAAGAAAGGUUCCGUCAGACAUCAGAAAGCACAAGCCAAAGAGUUGUGUGGUGGAGCCUUCUCCAAACUGCAGUCCUCAUCGGCAUUGGUGUGUGGCAAAUGAAACAUCUAAAGAGCUUCUUUGAAGCCAAAAAAUUAGUGUAACAUAUAAUUAUUUGAACAAUUUUUUUCUUUUCUUCAUUGUCGCAAUCAAAACUUUGUCAAGAGCUUCUUUUUGCCAGUGUCAAGAUUUAGCCAGUCCUGCUUAAAGACUAUUUAUUUAUUUUAAAACUGUCAAAAAUAGCUGUGGAUGCCAAGACGUGUUUUGUUAUCUGCUAAAACAUUUUUUUUUAAUUCUCUUUAUUUAAUCUGUUCCUCAUACUUUGUUGUUGUGUGUGUAUAUGAUCUGUAUUUUUUCAAUAAAA
Messenger RNA from Amyelois transitella, 773 nucleotides. RefSeq names its product transmembrane emp24 domain-containing protein eca (gene eca). Gene Ontology annotation, biological process: intracellular protein transport; endoplasmic reticulum to Golgi vesicle-mediated transport; Golgi organization. NCBI's taxonomy places the organism in Eukaryota, Metazoa, Arthropoda, Insecta, Lepidoptera, Pyralidae. Gene Ontology annotation, cellular component: COPII-coated ER to Golgi transport vesicle; endoplasmic reticulum; Golgi apparatus. The transcript is spliced from 3 exons. The annotation marks the transcript as partial. The record is from RefSeq and is a predicted model, not a curated record.